AUAUUAAAUAUAUAUAUAUAACUUAUUUUUUACUUACUUUAUUUUAACUUACUAUAUUUAAGAAUUUUUUAAUGAUAAACGAGAAUAAUCGACUAUAAACAAUUUCAGAAUUUCAUAAAGCAUAAUUGGCACGUGUAAAAUCCAUCUCAGAGGAUAAACAAUUUUCCAUUUACCGGUCGAACGACGAAUAAUGUUAAAUUUCAUAGUUUUCUCGUAGAUUUUUGAAAUGUUUCUAGAAGUAAUAUAAAUUAUCUUUUCAAUAAUAUAGUGAAAGAAAGAAACUUCGUCUCUUUCUUUUCACAUGGCUAAUUUCUUUAUAAAUUUAUGAUAAAUUUCUACAUCAAAAGAGAGUAACUAAGUAGAUAUUUUAAACAAAUCUACGAUAAUUUAUAUGUAUACAUUUAUACAUACGAAUAUAUAGGGAUCUUUUCAGAUAAAUAAUUGUUCAAAUUAAAGAGAAUGAUAUCGAGUUGUAAUUGCAACUCGACUAACGAUCGAUGAUUAUACACUGAAAGAAUUUUAAAUUGCACGUGAUAUCGUGCACUCUGGUGUAUAGUAAUGCUGGUAAAUAUGAAAAAUGAAUAAACAGAUCAACAAUGUAAUGACGAGCAACAGUUGCAUCGAAUAUGUUGAAACGAUAGAUCAUUUCCAAGCAAGAACAUAAUUACACAAUAAUAGAAAAAGUAUAUUUUAAGAGAUAAUAAAUUAAUACUAAUAAACUCACCAAAAAAGAAAAAAUUCUUUUUUUCAUUCUAAUGAAUUGUAUCGAAACCGAUAUUAUCUUUAUACCGAUAAAAAUUGCAAAAAGAAUCAAAUAAGAAUGAAAAUGAAUUUUCAAAAUUUGAAUCGUUUGAACACUUUCGUAAACGUGGUCUCAGGAAAUAUUUUACCAAUAACCGAUAUAAAAAAGAAAUUAUCUAUCGUUUUGAAAAUCUAUUCGAUCGUUGUUUGGAUGAUAGAACUGAUAUAUUUGGCUGCCUGUAUUCUUGGACUCUUCAAUGUAUCGAGGGAAAGAGCUUUAAAGGACAGUACAGUGAACAUUGUGAUCUCGUUAGAAGUGUUCAUCUUGAUCGUUUAUCUGCACAAUCGUAAGAAUUUAUUACGUGAAUUAAUCGGAAAGUUGAAUUAUCUUCUACUCGUGGAGGACGAAACGCUUCGUGAUGUGACAAUUGAUACGGUGAAACCUUUAGAGAAGCCUCUUAGAAUCUAUAUAAUCGCCAGUGUUGGUUCGCUUAUGAUUUGGGCAUCGUUGCCGCUCACUAAAAUGUUUCGAAAAAAUGAAUUCUAUUAUACGGAUUAUCAAGUGCCGGCAGUCAUAUCAAAUGAACCUUUUCCAAUCGGUGUUUUUAUUGGUGGCGUUGUUCUACAGAUUUUUGGCAGUGCGUACACGUUGCUCAGAAAGAUUAGCCUGGAUCUCUACACGAUGCACUUGAUACUUUUAAUAACGGCUCAAUACAAAUAUCUUAGGAUCAAGUUUGCGACGAUACUCGAACAGGAAAUAUCAAAAGAUUUCUACAACGGCAUUAUUUGGCAAAAUGUCUCUUACGAGUAUGAUAAAAUGGUCAAACAGGAAAUGAAGUUGUUAACCCGCCAUUUUGAAAUUGUAGUCGAAAUGACUGUCAUGUUGAAGAAAUUACUUUCUCCAAAUAUUGGAAUUCUUUACAUAAACUACGUUUUUCGAUUUUGCUUUCUGAGUUUUAUGCUUGCAACGAGCUCAGCCAUGUAUUUUGAAAAAUGUUUACUUGUAUCGUAUACAAUUGGUGCAUUAAUACAAUUUUAUAUAUUGUGUUAUUGUAUUCAGCAGUUACUUGAAGCGAGUACAACUGUAGCAGAUGAUGUAGUACACGAAAAAUGGUAUUAUCAUGACAUAAAGUUUCAACAUAUAAUUCUUAUGAUAAGUUUGGCUAACAAAUUAAAAUGCAAAUUAUCUAGUUUUCAAAAUAUCGACUUAACAUUACCGUCUUUUAUGUCGAUUUUAAAUCAAGCAUAUUCGGUAUGUUUGUUAUUUUUGAAAGCAAGACAAAGUUAAAUUAAAUUGUUGUAUUAAUAGUCAAUACAUACAUGCAUAUUUUUUAUAAAAUAUACUUAAAAAUUUAUUAUGGAAUUACUUAA
This is a messenger RNA of Apis laboriosa (Himalayan honeybee), 2112 nucleotides long. RefSeq lists its product as uncharacterized. Gene Ontology annotation, cellular component: plasma membrane. The transcript is spliced from 5 exons. Gene Ontology annotation, biological process: sensory perception of smell; detection of chemical stimulus involved in sensory perception of smell. The record is from RefSeq and is a predicted model, not a curated record. Gene Ontology annotation, molecular function: odorant binding; olfactory receptor activity. NCBI's taxonomy places the organism in Eukaryota, Metazoa, Arthropoda, Insecta, Hymenoptera, Apidae. The coding region runs from base 821 to 2029 and encodes 402 amino acids.